GUCCUUCGAACUUCCUUCUCGCACCGGCGACGCACUCGUGAGUUUUCCGCUCGCGUAUUUCGGUGUCGCGCAGUUUCCCGCCCGCAGGUUUUCCCGCACGCGAGUUUCGUCCGUGGAAAUUUCCACUCGGUGGUACUCACGACGACGUUGUCGUCGUUGUCGUCAUCGUCGUCAUCGUUGCAAAUCUCGUGUGUGUUCGCGACAACCAUCUCCGUAUGAUAAACAAUGUUUUAAAUAUAUUUUCCGCAUUGCGCUCGUGAAUUUUUCCGCUCUAAACUAAAAAUAACGUCGCUUCGAAAACACAUCGUUGUCAAAUAUUUUUACACGUUGAAUUUAUGCUGCUAACGAAUCUCUCCCCGUUGUGAGAAAAGUGCCUCAAUCCGUCAGCAAGAUAAAUCCAACGUGGUGAUUAGUGUUGUGAUGUUUCGCAUCUUGAGAUCGGGGAAGAGGAAUGAUCAACGUGGCUCGGGACGAUUGAGAGAUCUAAUGAAGGUGCGGUGCCUCGUGAAGAGAACGAACUGAGCAUGAUUGAUGACUACGGCAACUGUCUGGCCAGCUCGGGGAAGAAGGCAAGAUUGUCGGAGCGCCGGAAUAUCCGGUGUUGGAACCGCGUCGCGACCAAGCCAAACUCCGGAAAAGUUGACGGCUCCAAGAUGACCGCGAUUUAGAUGGAAAUAGCCGGGCGAGAGAUAUAUUCAACCGCGAAGUGCUUCGUCGAACCGGUAAAACGAGAAAGAGGAGACGGCCAGCAGGAGAUCUUGCCGUCGUGUUUCCGACUGUUUAGUGAAUUUCAGAAUGCAGUUAUUACGGCACGCAUCGUAGCGGCGCGCGUCUAGCGAAAUGCUGAAGGAAGUAGGCUGCGGGAACACGACGCCCCCGCCCGGGGACGGUGGUGGAACGAACAAUCGGCAGGUCGGCGCAAAUGAAGGCGGCGGCGGUGGCUGCGGCGCUGGUGGUGGUGGAGGUAGCGGGGGCGGUGGCGGCGGCGGCGGUAUCAGCGGUCCCGAGGGUGUUCUCGGCUGCGGUGGCUGCGGAAGAGAGAUCGUCGAACGUUGGUAUCUGAGGGCGGCCGAUCGCGCAUGGCACUGCGACUGUCUACGCUGCUGUCACUGCCGAGUCACGCUGUCUGGCGAGCUCACCUGCUUUGCCAGGGAAGGCAAUAUUUACUGCAAAGAAGAUUACUACAGAUUAUUCGCGGUGUCCCGAUGUUCCCGAUGUCGCGCCGGUAUCUCCGCGUCGGAGCUGGUGAUGCGGGCGCGCGAACUGGUGUAUCAUGUGGCGUGUUUCACUUGCGCGUCCUGCGGCACUCCGCUGAACAAAGGUGACCAUUUCGGCCAGCGGGACGGACUGGUGUACUGUAGACCACACUACGAGUUGCUGUGCUGCGGCGGUGAUUACGGGGGCGCUGCCGGCAACAUCGAGGACCUCGGCUCGCCGGGAGUGUCGCCGCUACCGGCUUACUACGAGCAGAGCCCGAUAGUCUCCUCCGGCACGGUGCAGAAGGGCCGACCCAGGAAGCGGAAGCUGUCAGAAGUCACCGGCUCCGAGCUUCCCGUCACGAUGAGACUUGCCGCCGGAGCGCUCGAACUGUUGCAUCCCACGGAGCUGUCCUCGUCAAUGGAGUCGCUGGCCGCGUACGACGGAUCCGUGGGUUCUCCGGGACCGAUGCAUCAGAGUCAGCGGACGAAACGCAUGCGCACCAGUUUCAAGCAUCAUCAAUUGCGCACCAUGAAGAAUUACUUUGCCAUCAAUCAGAAUCCGGACGCUAAGGACCUCAAGCAGCUCGCGCAGAAGACCGGCUUGUCGAAAAGGGUGCUGCAGGUGUGGUUCCAAAACGCGCGUGCAAAAUGGCGACGGAACAUGAUGCGGCAGGACGGCAACAACACCGGCGGGAGCGUCGGUUGCGCCGGUACACCGGUGUCCUCCAGCACCGGAAAUUCUCCAAACGUCGGGCCGGCCGCGAGCAUCCUCGGCGACAGCAACAGCAUGCCCUCCACUUCCAUGGAAGAACUGCAUGCCCUUCAUCAUUUGCAUUCCGGCGUUUCGUCUCAGGUCUCCUUCUCCGAUCUCUACUGACGACGGCUUGAAAUGGAGGAGGACGCGUACAGCAACCUCUCCAGCCAUCUUGGAUAAGAGGGAUCGACGCGCUUUCCCGCGAGGGAUCCGGGUUUAGGAUUCACGGCAAGUUGACGACCAUCCGUAUCCGUCGUCGUUUUCUAGAGAAAGUCUCACCGACGAACGCACGAGCGCUGUGAUUGUCGACACGUUGUGACAACAACGGUUGUCGUGCGCGCUUAAACAAAAAACAAUCUGAAGUACAUUCCACUACAUCUAGAGAGCGAUUCUCAGACGGGUCGGUUUUCAAAACAGUCAGUUUGAGAUCUCACGGCAUCCGAUGCAGUCCGAUUUGAAAAACGAUUGUCGAACAAUCGAGAAAGAGAAUUUUCCCGAGGGAUGUAUGUAAAAAAAAAAAAAAACAAACUACGAUGUUGUUCCGAAGACGAGAUCGAAUCAUCCAGAAAUAUUCGAUAACGCGUCCCACUGGACGGGAGAAGUGACUCAUCGGAGGGGUAUAUAUUUCCAAAGGACACAGCCUAGUUAGAUAGAGUCUAGCGGGUAAAAAGCUCGAGGACGCUCGAUUAUGUUAAGCAAACAGUGAUAAUAUUCAUAGUUCCAUGCACAUCCGAAUUACCAAAGAUUACUAGACGAGGAUAGUAAGAAUGUGUAACGUAGGGGUACGUAUACAAAGAGAGCGUUAUUAUUAUUUAAGUAAUUACGUCGUGUUUUAUUGAGAAUUUGCGUUUUCGCGUAUGCAAUUGUUUAGAACAACCUUAUAAAGUGUCGCCACAGAGGUCGGUGUUGCCGUAGAACUAAAACGGGAGAUUCGUCUGUGCGAACAAACACGUAACAACGCAAGCAAAAAGAAAAACAAAAAAACUUAGCAAAAAUUAAAACGUCUUAAUUUAUUUUCUAUUUUGCAAGCAGAAAAUUUUUGUAUAUAUUAUAGCUUCGCACUCGGAUGAAUAUAUACACUUUAAUGUAUUUGUUCUUAGAUGAUCGUCAUCGUAACAUAUCUCAUCAAUAUUAUUGUAGUGUACUUGUCGGCGAAUUAUCACAUCUGAGAAAUGAAUACAUUAAAACAUACGUACAUUUAUCGUAAUUUUCUCUCUCCUGCGUUGAAUAUAAAAAAAAAAAAAAAAAAACAGAGCCUUAGUUCCAUUAUCAAAUUGAGAAUCAAAACGGGGGUUUUUGAUGAUCGAAAUAAAGUUUUUUCAUCAAAAGAUAAUUGACGAAAUCUAUAGACCAGUGUCUGCGAUUUUUAUAUUAGCGUAAACGCGAAGUGGAAGUUCUUGAACACAGCGUUCCUCUGCUCGUGCCAAACCGUAGCUAAGAAAGAGAAUGUUUAACAAGCUGCUGGAAUUCAAAAAAGACGUAGCAAAAUAUUUUUGCAAACCAGAUUACGACGCGAACAACUUGAAGGGCGAGAGACUUAGUCUUGAUCAAGCCUUUGCGUUCUUGUGAUUUUCCUUCAAAUCAGUUUUGAAUUCGAGCAGUACGAGGCACACACUCACACACACACACAAAAGUGUUUUGACGCAAGUACAUGUGCACACAAAUGGUUGCGAAUAAAGAUUAAGUUUUCGCGAGUUGUUUGCGAAUACCUUAAUCAAGUUUAAGACAUACAUAACGUCAUAGAAGGAAUUAUUGUAGAUUUAAUAUUUUUUCAAUAUUGAAACGCAUUUGAAAAUUUAAAGUAUUCGGGAUUUAUAUUGGAGUUAAUCGCUGACGGUCUAUUUCCACAAAUACUAUCUAACAAGUACUGUCUUAUCUCGCUAAUCUUUCUCUAAUUUAAAUUCUUUAUUCCUUCUUUUCUCUCUCUCUCUCUCUCUCUCUCUCUCUCUCUCUUUCUCUCUCUUUCUCUUCCAUGUAUUGGUAAUAAUCGAAAAGCAUCGAUAAAUUUGUUUCCUUUAUCCCGAAACUCCUUUUCUAAAUAAAAUCAUUUGAAUAACAUUUUACGGGUACUUUUUACGAUGUAUAUUUUGUCACGUGAUGCUCAACAGAGAAAAUCGAUAGGCCGCACGUUUAGGUAUGUGUAACAUAGCGACGAUUAAAUGUACAUGUAAAGAGCGAAGCAAUUAUUUCUAACUCUAUAGACAAAUUAAUGUGCUACAUUCUAUUGCAAACUAUUAUCGCAUAAUAAAUAGUUAUGUACGUCUCGA
Pseudomyrmex gracilis is the source of this 4220-nucleotide messenger RNA. Its product is annotated as LIM/homeobox protein Lhx9-like. Gene Ontology annotation, biological process: neuron differentiation; regulation of transcription by RNA polymerase II. The record is from RefSeq and is a predicted model, not a curated record. The coding region runs from base 841 to 2076 and encodes 411 amino acids. The transcript has 7 exons. Gene Ontology annotation, cellular component: nucleus. Lineage: Eukaryota; Metazoa; Arthropoda; Insecta; Hymenoptera; Formicidae. Gene Ontology annotation, molecular function: RNA polymerase II transcription regulatory region sequence-specific DNA binding; DNA-binding transcription factor activity, RNA polymerase II-specific.